UACUUGUUGUUAAAAUUUUCUCCGCUCCCCUUCUUUGAACCAAACAUAUAUUUAGUUAAAUUUCCUCCCCUCCGUUCCCCUCCAAUCCCCUCCCCUCGAUUAAAUUCCCUCUCCUCCCAUCCCCUCCGUUUAACGAAACGGACCCUUAUGUUUGUGUUCAUUUUAAUUGAAUUGAAGGGACUAUAUAUUUAUCAUCAAAACAACAUAGAGAAUCAUAGAACAAAAAAAAGAAGAAAACAUGGGUGCUAUAGCUUCAAAGUUUGUGUUCGUUUUCAUUAAAUUGAAGGGACUAUAUAUUUGUUAUCAAAACAACAUAGAGAAUUAUAGAACAAAAAAAAUAGAAAACAUGGGUGCUAUAGCUUCAACUCUGUCCGUUGCAACAGAAUUAGCACCACCCGUAGCUAAAGUUAAAGGCAUUUUCACCUACCCUGUUAAGUCAUGCCGUGGAAUCUCUCUUCCUUCUGCUCCUCUCACUCCUUUUGGAAUUCGGUGGGAUCGACAGUGGAUGAUUGUAAACUCAAACGGCAGAGCACGCACUCAAAGAGUUGAACCAAAGCUUGCUUUGAUUGAAGUUGAACUUCCAGAUGAAGCUUUUCUUGAACACUGGGAACCUACCACUGAUUCAUCCAUGGUGUUGAAAGCACCUGGAAUGGAACCUCUCAAAGUUUGUUUGAACAAACAGUAUGAAAUAGUAGAUGAUAUUAAAGUUUGGGAAUGGAAUGGCCCUGCCUGGGAUGAGGGAGCCGAAGCAUCGCAGUGGCUCUCGGAUUAUUUAGGAUAUCCUAGUAAACUGAUCCGGUUCAAUACUGCUUCCGAAACUAGAAAUGUAGACCCUGAUUAUGUUGAGGGACAGCAGAUGACCUUGUUCAGUGAUGGUUUUCCAUUCUUACUCUUAUCUCAGGAAUCACUGGAUGCACUAAACGAGCUUCUAGAGGAACCAAUACCUAUUAAUCGUUUCAGACCCAAUAUCCUUGUUGAAGGUUGUGAGCCAAAUGCUGAAGACUUGUGGAGAGAUAUCAAGAUAAACAGCUUUUCAUUUAAGGGUGUCAAGCUGUGUGCCCGUUGCAGGAUACCAACGGUGAAUCAAGAGACAGGAAUACCUGGAAGUGAACCAUAUGAGACUCUCAUGAAAGUUAGGUCUGGCGAAGUCUUGAGACCAAAUGGAAAACACAAAAAAAAGAUCUACUUUGGUCAGAAUAUGGUGUGGAACUGGAAGGAUUCUUCUGCUAAAGGGGAUGGAAACGUGCUUAAAUUGGGAGAUCCUGUUUAUAUUAUCAAAAAAUUCUCUUCUCUAGCAGAAGCAGCUGCUUAAAAGACUAUGAUGACACAAACUUAUCAAAAGAUUCUAUUGUCUACAAGAAGCAGCUGUUUAAGUGGCUAUGAUGAAGUUAAGUGAUUAUAUUUACAUGAUUGCUGCAUAUUUAUUUGAAUAGUUGUAAAUUGUAACGCAUCUAUUGUGUCUUGUAUCCCAUUAAUAACAUGACAAUAAGGAUCAUGCAAGAAAAUAAACAAACUUUCUAAAUAUAUUGGAUUGAGAUUUUUAUAGACUAUGGCAUGUUUGAA
Messenger RNA from Vicia villosa (hairy vetch), 1563 nucleotides. RefSeq lists its product as uncharacterized. Lineage: Eukaryota; Viridiplantae; Streptophyta; Magnoliopsida; Fabales; Fabaceae. Gene Ontology annotation, molecular function: molybdenum ion binding; pyridoxal phosphate binding; catalytic activity. The coding region runs from base 239 to 1312 and encodes 357 amino acids. The record is from RefSeq and is a predicted model, not a curated record. The transcript has 8 exons.